AUGUGGGAUCUUCUUUCCACUGCUGUUUUUUCUGGAGCUAUAUCAGUUGCUUCAUUUUGUUUAGCAAUUUACACCUAUAUUUCUGAUCUGCCUGUAUUAGAAACAGUAGAAGAAAUAACGGACAUCCUGAUGAACAAUGAGGUGAAAACUAUCAAUAUUAGCAAGUAUCACAGAACUGCAACUGCAAGAUUUUUAAAUUCGAAUGGACAGGUUCAACGCUAUCAGAUAAAGAACAUGAAUGUCUUUCUACGAAAUCUUCAGACAGUAUAUGAAAAAUUGAAUAUUCAUCCUUCAGAACGUUUGCAGCCAAUAAUGUCUGACAUGAGAUUUGUUGACGUUGGAUUUCUAAUGAGUGGUGUAUUAAUGAUAUAUUCAUUAACAAGGAGAAAAGGACCUGUUGUCUUACCAAUUCAACGUAGAAAUAUUUCAAAAAUGUCUUCUGAUGCCAAUCAAGGUAGAGACAUACCAAAACAAGCCAAGGAAACACCACAUGAACCUAAACAAGCCAAGGAAACACCGCGUGAACCAAAGAGGGAAAGCAAAUCUAUGAUGGAAAUGUUCCUGGGAGAUCGGGCAAAUGCUGGCUACAUUCGGGGAGACAUUUUGUCUAAACAGGGAAAUGGCGUGACCUUUAAAGAAGUGGCUGGAUUAAGGGAGGCCAAGUGUGAAGUAAUGGAGUUUGUUGACUACCUGAAAAGUUCGGAGACUGUGACGAAACUUGGAGGGAAACAUCCUAGGGGCGUUCUGCUGCUUGGACCCCCGGGAUGUGGAAAGACACUACUGGCUAAAGCUGUGGCUACUGAAGCAGGAGUCCCCUUCUUUGCUUUGGCAGGCUCACAAUUUGUGGAAAUGUUUGGAGGACUUGGUGCCUCCAGAAUGAGAAAUCUUUUCAAAGAUGCACGUCAACAAUCUCCUUGUAUUAUCUAUAUUGAUGAAAUAGACGCCAUAGGUAAAAAAAGAAAUGGAUCUGAGCAUGGCUCUGAAGAAGAACAUACACUUAACCAGCUCUUAGUGGAACUUGAUGGUAUGGAGACAACAGAGGGUAUUAUCAUGAUUGCCUCCACUAACCGCUCAGAUGUUCUAGACAAGGCUUUGCUGAGACCAGGACGGUUUGACAGACAGAUACAAAUUGACUUUCCUACUGUUGAGGAGAGAGAGGAAAUUUUCCAUGUUUAUAUGAAGAAGUUAAAGUUGUUGGUGGAUUACAAGGAGGUUGCCCCUCGCCUGGCCCAAUUAACUACAGGCAUGAGUGGAGCGGACAUUGCCAAUAUUUGUAAUGAAGCUGCUCUCCAUGCUGCUCGACAUGCUAAUGAUGGCAUAACUAUGGGAGAUUUCUACUUUGCUAUUGAGAGAAUUGUUGCAGGUGCUGAGAAAAAGAGAAGUGUGAUCACCAAGGAGGACCGGAAGGUCGUGGCUUACCAUGAAGCUGGCCAUGCAUUAGUUGGCUGGCUCCUUAAGCAUACAGAUGCUUUACUCCAGGUUUCCAUUGUACCUAGGACAAACAAUGCCCUUGGAUUUGCACAGUUGGCCCCACAGGAAAACUACCUCUACUCCAACCAACAGCUGUUUGACAGAAUGUGUAUGAUGCUUGGUGGACGGGCUGCAGAAAACAUCACCUUCAACCACGUUACCUCAGGUGCCCAGGAUGACCUUCAGAAGGUCACAAAGCAAGCGUAUACACAGAUUCGUAGCUGGGGUAUGAACGACAGAGUUGGAUGUGUGUCAUAUGAUUACUCAGAAGAAACGCCUUUGUUGCCAUACAGCAAAUCUCUAGCUAAUGUUAUGGAUGAAGAGGUUAACAGGCUGGUGGCAAAGGCAUAUAUGGCAACACAAAAUCUGCUUUUAGAAAACAAAGUGACACUUGACUUGUUGGCUAACACUCUCUUGGAGAAGGAGUCCCUAACAUAUGACCAAGUUCGUGAACUAAUUGGGCCACCCCCUCACGGAGACAAAAUCAAAUUAGAAACAAUGAAGAUCAUGUCUGAUGCAGCACAACAAGCAAGAUCACAAUCAAAACCCACAGAGCAAUAAAUCAGCAUUGUGCUUUAUUUAAGUCGAAAUCUGUAUUGUAACAAAGGAUCGGUUUCAAAAAUAAAUCUCAUAGUCAACAGAGGCCUGGACUUUAGAUCUACAUAAAGGACAAAAUGGAAAAGUGUGUCAUGGAAUUGGUUUUUUUUUUUGUAAGCCUUGUAUUAGAGUAAAUAACAGAGAAAGUCUGCAUCUUUUCCUGGGAGCAAAAGUUUUGUUUUAGAUUGAACCCACUAACAAGACUCAUGUGCUUCAUGUACACACAGAAUUGUACAUGUGGAAAGCUUUGACAACACUAAACAGAGCAUUGUUCAAGUAUUAUCAUGGAAAAUGUUUUGAUUUAUUAAGUGUUUUGAUCAUUUGUUAUCAAAGUGGUUAUGAGUGUAGUAUGUUUGUUGUCUAGCCUUUCCUGUUUUAUCCGCUGACAACAUGUAUAAGUUUGUGUCAUUAGACUUUGUGUUAUAUAUCAAUACAGCAAAAUAUUUUUGUUGGAAACAUUGUAGUUUUAUGGACAAUAAAAUCCAACAGUUCCUUUAAUUAAGAAAUAUGGUUUAGAGCCCUUGAGCACUUCCAAAUUAUGUUUGGCUGAGAGCCUUUUAGCACUUACCAAUCAGCCGAGAACCUUGAGUUCAUAUGAAUUGAGUAUUUCCAAAUCAUACUGAAUGGAGAGCCUUUUUAUUCAUAAUCUGUCAAGAGUACUUGAGCACUUACGAAUGAUGAUUGAUCUAAAGCAUUUCAGCCCUUGACUGUACAAAUUCUGACUGACCAUGUAUGACUAAUGAAUCAUGAUAGGUAAUACAUUCAUGAGAAUUGGAUACCUGUGCUAAAAUUGAUUUUGACAGAAAUGGAAAAAUUGAUGAAUAUUAAUAGAUCACAAACUCCUCUUAUGCCUCACAAUGAAUACCCUUUUUAAUAGUUUGAAAACAAAAUGUUAUUGAAACAGUGAGAUUUAAUGAAAGAAAAUGUACAAAAUAUUUUUGUUAGAAAAUUACUUCAAACAAAAUUUGAGGAACACAAACUACAAUCUCUUCAUGGUCUUAAACAUUUACUGUGUGAUAUAUACAUAUAUAUUUGUUUUAUUUCUUGUCCUUUUUAAUUCAACAAUGUGCUCCUAAUCAUUAGAUACAACUGAGGUUAUUGGUUUGUGUGACCUUGUCAUGGAUUGUGUUCCUUACAGCCACAGAAUUACAUACAUGUAGAUAAAGUGUACCUCACAAUAUGAAGAGCUCCUUAAAAGGGAGAUAAACAGCAGAGUGCGGGAUGGUCUGUCAAUCAUUGAAAUUCUUUAUGACAUACUACAGGUACAGAUAUUUGACAGACAUAUUUUAUGGGUAAACAAGAUGUGUGCAGAAGAAUUGAUAUUAUUGAAAACAAAAUUUCUAAGCUAUCACUUCAAAUUAAUAAAUAGUGUGUAAAAUUUUAACAUUGGUUUGUUUUCCUGCACAAUGGAGUUGAAAUGAAUUGUGAAAAUUUAUUAUGUAAAUAAAUUUGUAAAUACUUUU
Ylistrum balloti is the source of this 3530-nucleotide messenger RNA. Its product is annotated as paraplegin-like. Gene Ontology annotation, molecular function: metalloendopeptidase activity; ATP binding; ATP-dependent peptidase activity. Gene Ontology annotation, cellular component: m-AAA complex. The record is from RefSeq and is a predicted model, not a curated record. Bases 1 to 2031 code for a protein of 676 amino acids. Gene Ontology annotation, biological process: mitochondrial protein processing; protein-containing complex assembly. The transcript is spliced from 17 exons. NCBI's taxonomy places the organism in Eukaryota, Metazoa, Mollusca, Bivalvia, Pectinida, Pectinidae.